Mizuhopecten yessoensis (Yesso scallop) is the source of this 1751-nucleotide messenger RNA. RefSeq names its product actin-2-like. Bases 134 to 1741 code for a protein of 535 amino acids. The transcript is spliced from 3 exons. The record is from RefSeq and is a predicted model, not a curated record. NCBI's taxonomy places the organism in Eukaryota, Metazoa, Mollusca, Bivalvia, Pectinida, Pectinidae.
GUUUCGUAGUCUUGUGAGACCAAGUCAGGCUCGGAGAUACAUAGAGCUCUGUGGUGAGGCUUGGAGGACAAUCGUCGCUAAAACAGUCUAAGCUGGUUUGCAAUUGUGCAACAACAGCAACGACAACAAGACAAUGGCCGACGACGACGUUGCAGCUCUUGUCAUCGACAAUGGUUCUGGGAUGUGUAAGGCUGGAUUUGCCGGCGAUGACGCUCCACGUGCUGUGUUUCCCUCCAUUGUUGGGAGACCUAGACAUCAGGGAGUGAUGGUUGGUAUGGGACAGAAGGACAGUUAUGUCGGCGAUGAGGCCCAGAGCAAGAGAGGUAUCCUCACCCUCAAGUACCCCAUCGAACACGGAAUCGUCACAAACUGGGACGACAUGGAGAAGAUCUGGCAUCACACUUUCUACAACGAGCUCCGUGUGGCUCCUGAGGAACACCCUGUCCUCCUGACAGAGGCUCCCCUCAACCCCAAAGCCAAUAGGGAGAAGAUGACACAGAUCAUGUUCGAGACCUUCAACUCUCCCGCCAUGUAUGUAGCCAUUCAGGCUGUGUUGUCCCUGUACGCCUCAGGUCGUACUACCGGUAUUGUGUUGGACUCUGGGGAUGGUGUGACCCAUACAGUCCCAAUCUAUGAGGGUUACGCACUUCCUCAUGCUAUCCUUAGGUUAGAUCUUGCCGGACGAGACCUUACGGAUUACCUCAUGAAAAUCCUUACAGAGCGUGGUUACUCAUUCACAACCACCGCCGAGAGAGAAAUCGUCAGAGACAUUAAGGAGAAACUGUGUUACGUGGCUUUGGACUUUGAUCAAGAAAUGCAAACCGCUGCGUCAUCUUCUUCACUGGAGAAAAGCUACGAACUGCCGGAUGGUCAAGUCAUUACCAUUGGUAACGAACGCUUUCGGUGUCCGGAAGCUCUAUUUCAACCAUCUUUCCUGGGGAUGGAAUCUGCUGGAAUUCAUGAAACAACCUAUAAUAGCAUUAUGAAGUGUGACGUGGAUACCGCCAUGUAUGUAGCCAUCCAGGCUGUGUUGUCCCUGUACGCCUCAGGUCGUACUACCGGUAUUGUGUUGGACUCUGGGGAUGGUGUGACCCAUUGUGUACCCAUCUAUGAGGGUUACGCCCUACCUCACGCCAUUCUUAGGUUAGAUCUCGCAGGACGAGAUCUCACAGACUACCUCAUGAAAAUCCUCACAGAGCGUGGUUACUCAUUCACAACCACCGCCGAGAGAGAAAUCGUCAGAGACAUUAAGGAGAAGUUGGCAUAUGUCGCCCUUGACUUUGAACAGGAAAUGUCCACAGCAGCUUCCUCCUCAUCUCUGGAGAAGAGCUACGAACUUCCCGACGGCCAGGUCAUCACCAUUGGCAACGAGAGGUUCAGGUGCCCCGAGGCUCUGUUCCAGCCAUCAUUUUUGGGAAUGGAAUCGGCUGGUGUUCACGAAACGACAUACAACAGCAUCAUGAAAUGUGAUGUUGACAUUCGUAAAGACUUGUACGCAAACACAGUUCUGUCCGGUGGGACCACCAUGUACCCUGGUAUCGCUGACCGUAUGCAGAAGGAAAUCACCGCCCUGGCUCCAAGUAGUAUGAAAAUCAAAAUCAUUGCUCCACCAGAAAGGAAAUACUCCGUCUGGAUCGGUGGCUCCAUCUUGGCUUCUCUGUCCACCUUCCAACAGAUGUGGAUCAGCAAACAGGAAUACGACGAGUCUGGUCCAUCCAUUGUCCACAGGAAAUGCUUCUAAAUAAAAAAAA